ACAGAUCAAAGAUGAAGCUCUUUGAAAUUAUAGUUUCAGUACUAGUUGGAGGCUUUGCUGUGACAUUUGCUUUGUCAUUAUUUGUUGAAGAACGUGCACUAAGCUUACAGGCCCUGAUAGUGCUGGUGCUAUUGUUAUUAGCAUUCGUUGCCAUUAAAUAUUGGAAUAGCAGUGGAACUACUAUCAAGUAUAAAAGGGUUCAACCUCCUUUGAAAAAUGAAAAACCUCUUAAUACAACAGACUUGAACAAGAUACUCACUCUGUUAGAAAAGUAUCAGUAUUCUGGGAAAUCGUAUUAUCGUUUGGGUCUCUCACUGGGUUUGUUGCAUCGUACACUCGAUAUCAUUAAAACUGACAAUAACAGCAGCGUUGAACAUUGCCUGAGAGAGGUUUUGACUAAAUGGUUGAAAAAAGCUGACAAUGUAGAGAAGCCAACUUGGAGUGCAUUGGUAGCAGCUCUUAGGAGCAUCAAUGAGAAUGCAGUCGCUGAAGAAAUUGAUAGAGAGACUGAUCCAGUAUCUAUGAUAAUUGAGAAUCAUCGUCAUGCUUUGUCCCAAUCAAUCCAAGAAAAUCUUACUGAUAUAGCUAGACUCUUAUCAUAUGAGUUGAAAGAUAAGAGCCUGGAAUCUUUACAUGGUUCUCCUUCAGAGAAAACAGAAGAUUUGCUUAAAACUGUAAAGAAUGCUGUUUAUGAGAAUUAUGAAAGUAUUUGCAAGUUUGCUGAUGUUUUAUGUAAGUUUCCUGCUGUGAGAUCAAUUGGGAAUGAUAUACAAAAAGAUUACAAUCCUAUUAAGGUUCCACUAAAUUUCAGUUUGGAAUGUAAAGAAAUGAGAACUAAAUGGGCCAUUGCAAUUGAUAGUGCCAUAAAGGCAAUAGCUGUUGAUGUGCAAGAAUUGAAAGGAUUUUUGCAAAUACUAACAAGUAACUCUGAUAUUAAGGAAAAAUUAAACGCAUGUCAAUCGAAGGGUGACGUUAUGCAGAUCAUAAUUGAUCACUGCUCAUUGGUGGACCUCACUUUACUUGAAGGAAUUAUUGACCGUUUUAAAAUUGAAGAAAGCGCUAAGGAACAUAUUACUGAGUAUAAAGAAACUGUAAAAGUUUUCUGCAGUGAUAUUUCCCUUCGUUCAUUGCUGAAUGAAACUAUUAGCUGUCCUUCUUCUCUCCAAUGUGAGACACUUCGUUUUUCAGUUGAUAAAAGUGUCGAUGAAAGAACAUUAAAAGAUGUUCAAGAUUUAACAAAAAUUGCUUUUGAAAGUAAUUCUUCAUGCAUCAGAGUUGUUGUCAUAAAGGAAGGAAACUCAUUUAUCAUCACUUGUUCCUUCCCUCUUGCUCUUUCUGAAUCAUUGAUUGCAACUGCUCUUAAAAAUCUUGAACAACUCAAAAAAGAAGGAUUGAUAAAAUUGACCAUUGGCUACAGUACAAUUUACUCUCAAGAUGAGGUGAAAGUGGUGGCUGUAGAAAAGUUUAAAAAUUUAAUUUUAAAAAUACUUUUACCAAUAACUUCUACUUGGAGUACAAAAAGAGAGAAGAGCCAGCACAUUACAUCAGUUUAUAACAGCAGUGGUACAAUGAAGCAAUUACUUGUAUCCCUAAAUGUACAAUUAAUAAAUUGCGAAGCAUCUUCUAAUGAAGAGAGAAAAGUGUUUCAAGAUUUAUUAGCAGAAAAGACAGCUUUAGUUAAAAAAGUAGAAAAUGAAGGUGAUAGUGGAAUACAAGAAUUAAAGUUAGUGAUAAAGGAAAAACAGGAUGAAAUUAAAGCUCUUCAGUUUUCAUUGAGAGAUGCUACAGCAAUUGCUGCUGAGGACAAAAAAGAGCUAAACAAAGUAAUCAAAGCACAAUUAAGAAUUAAUAGAACAAAGGAUCAAGAGAUAGAAGAUUUGAAAGUUGCUGCUGCAAAAAAAAUAGCAGAAGAAACAGCUUUAGUUUAAAAAAUAGAAAAUGAAAGUGCUACCAGAUUACAAGAAUUAAAGUUAAUGAUAGAGGAAAAACAGGUUGAAAUCAAAGCUCUUCAGUUUUCAUUGAGUAAUGCUACAGAGAGAGGGAAUAUUGCUGCUGAGGAAAACAAAGG
Amphimedon queenslandica is the source of this 2068-nucleotide messenger RNA. RefSeq lists its product as uncharacterized. Bases 12 to 1928 code for a protein of 638 amino acids. Gene Ontology annotation, biological process: signal transduction. Gene Ontology annotation, molecular function: protein binding. Lineage: Eukaryota; Metazoa; Porifera; Demospongiae; Haplosclerida; Niphatidae. The record is from RefSeq and is a predicted model, not a curated record. The transcript has 12 exons.